AUGUCUGACUACGACAAGCCCGGCGCGCUGCGCAUGGGCCACAUCUCCCAGCUUCUACUCUGUCUGUACGGCGCCCGUUUCUCCUACGUUGCAAUCCGGAACCUGCGCAUGUAUGAGGAGAGCACGAAAAAGGCCGCGAAAUGGUCAAAGGUGGUUGAGGAUCACUUGUUCUUGACACGGACAACUCAAGCGACUGCAGCUCUCACUCUCAUCGCAUCCGGCGUCUCGGCGAUAGUCAUGAUCGCCAUACCUCAAUACAUCCCACUCGGGCUCCAGCUUUCCAUCUCGCCCCUCAUGCUUGUCGGCAUACUCUUCGCCCGCAACCAUGUCCGAAAGUACUGGGCGCCGUACAAGAACAGCAAAGGGAAAGAUGUGUCGACCCGCGUCCCGCUGCCGCUGAUGGAGGAGUAUAACGAGGCGGAAGAGAUGACGGAGCGGCUGUUGGAGGUGCUGUCGUAUUUGGAGUAUAGCUGGUUGGCGACGAGUGUCUGCUUGGGCAUCGGAUUCAGAUAUUGA
Neohortaea acidophila is the source of this 516-nucleotide messenger RNA. RefSeq lists its product as uncharacterized. Bases 1 to 516 code for a protein of 171 amino acids. Lineage: Eukaryota; Fungi; Ascomycota; Dothideomycetes; Mycosphaerellales; Teratosphaeriaceae. The record is from RefSeq and is a predicted model, not a curated record. The transcript has 2 exons.